AUGAUAGAUACAGAUGCUUUUGUUAGAAGCUCUCCUUAUAAAUUAACUCAUGGAGAAACAUCAGAUAAAUUCAAUUUGAACAAUACCACUUCAGAUUUAUUGAAAUUCCAACUACAAGAACAAUAUAGAACUACACUCAAUGAUUUGAAAAACAACCACGAUGCAAAUACCACAAUUAAUUCAACAGUGGAUGGAGAGUCCAGUUUUCUUCAUUCUCAAUCCAUGCAAGAUUCUUUUAAUAAUGUUUUACAAACUCAAAUUGAAGCAGGUGAGAUCCGCUUGUCCAGUUCAACUGGAAAUUUAUCAACUACUUCAACAACAACUUCUACUUAUGUUGGCGACGAUAACAACCCACUUGUACGUGCAGUAGGAAGUGGAAUUAGCGGUGAUGAUGUUGAUGAGGAUGAAGAUGAUAAUUUGGACUCUUUCAUAUCCACUAAAUCUAAUAAACCAAAUUAUCUCAAUUUAAAGAUCUUGAUUGAAAAUUCAAUUUUUGAUAGCGCCAAGAUUAAGAGUUCCAUUUUAGAUUUCCAUGCUCUUAAUGAGUUGAAAUUAGCCAUUGAAAAUAAACAAGAAUUGCAACAAUAUUUGUUAUCAAAGAUUACUACAGCCCGAUCCAUGAACGACUUGGUGGUGAGUGAACACACUGAUAAUAGUUUGUUAGUCACAAUUAUAAAAACGCAGUCAUCAUUACAAUCUCAAUUGAUUGAAACAUCAACUGAAUUGGAGAAAUUGAAAGAAAAGUUGUUCAACCAUUAUUUCUCAUGUCUAAGUUUGGGAUAUAUUGAAGAUAUAAGAGUGGCAAGAAACUUGCAUUCUACAAGUACUUUUCAACAAUCUCCAUUAAACUCGCCUGGUAAGAUACCCAACAAUUCAACUUCACCUCGAUUCUCCCUACAACUGUAUCAAAAUUUUGAUUCCUUAAUAGCUCAUAUAGCUAGUGUUGCUGCUCAACGUAAUAUUACUUUACCACAGCCUCCAUUACUUGAAACUGGUGAAUCUAAAGUCACAUGGAUUCAACUGUGUAUUGAUUCUAUUUUGUCAAAUACCAAACCAAUAGAAGUUCCAGAUGGUGAAUAUCCUCAAGAUCAAUCAUCCUCAUCCAGCAAGAAAUAUCUAGAUGUUGAUAUUGUAAAAAGUAAUUCCAGUUCACCUAUGAGAUCACUGGGUCCAGAUAAAAUUGUCUCUGAAUACAAGACAGCAUUGAAUGAUUUGAAAUUUUCGUAUGAAUAUUUGGCUAAAGAAUAUGAAAUGUCAAAGAUUUCAUCAGAUAAAGUUAUACAUGAUUAUAGAAAGAAGAUUACCGAAUUGGAACAACAAUUACAAUCCAAAACAGAUUUAAUGACUCCACCUGAAACAGCUUCUUUUGGUUCAGAUAGUGAUUCGCUUGAGAAUAAAGAUAAGGAAAUAUCACGUCUUCGUAAAGAAUUGAAUAUGUUGAAGAUUGAUAAAUUAGGAAAAUCAUAUACUUCCCAUCACAAUGCCAGUACUUCAUCUUUCUUGAGUUCACCAAAUCUUGAUUUUACCCAUUCUGCAAUCUCUCCAAUUACCGGUGAAUCCUUGAAUAUUCCUGAUUCAUCAAUACUGAUGGAUGCUGAUGAAGAUAAUACGUCGAUUAACUCACAUGGAAGACCGUCUUCUUCUGGGUAUAGUAAUGGUAUUUUAAGAAAAGAGUUUAAGAAGAUUGUCAGUGAUAUUCAAGAUCAAUAUGAGUUGGAAUUAGCUGAAGAAAGAGUAAGGAGAAGAAAAUUAGAAGAGGAGUUGGAAAAACUGAAACAUUAA
Messenger RNA from Candida tropicalis MYA-3404, 1782 nucleotides. RefSeq names its product Pea2p (gene PEA2). NCBI's taxonomy places the organism in Eukaryota, Fungi, Ascomycota, Pichiomycetes, Serinales, Debaryomycetaceae. Bases 1 to 1782 code for a protein of 593 amino acids. The record is from RefSeq and is a predicted model, not a curated record. The transcript has a single exon.